ACGUUUGCAGCCAGACUAGCCAUGGCAGAUACAGAUGCUUUGGAUUUCACCCGCUCAGAGCUGAUGACAGCAAGCUCUGAUGAUUCAGAACUAGAAUCCGAAGACUCCUUUGCGUCUAGAAGCUAUGAGGAAGAAGACCUGUACAGCUCAGAGUCUGAGAUGGCCACAGCCGUGCACAGCAAUGUGGUGCUGGAGGAGGUGGGUCCAUCAUUCUCCAGUCUCUCACUGGACCUGCUGGAGGGGAGGGGAGGAUUGGAGCAGCCAGGGACGCCACAGUGCACCAAACAAGAGAUCAUCAGACAGAUCCAUUUACGUCAACAUAUUGAUGGGCUGAGAAAGAACUUGAAUGACAAGGAGACUAAAGUUGAAGAAAUCAGAUUACAACUGGUACAUUGUAGAGAGCACUUGAACAGCCUGCUGAGAUGCCAGUCUGACCUCCAGGCCCAAGUGACUGGUCCUGGUGGUGACAAGGCUGCAUCACUGGGACUGCUCAGGUCACAACUAGACAAAGUGGCAGUGGAAGUGGACUCUAAGAGAAAUGUGGAGCUCAACAUACAAAAUGACCUUCGACAAGGUGAGCUGGAGUUGUGUGAGGCACAAGCAGCUAUGGGGAGGUUUGAAGAAUCAGAGGUUCGUCUUGUCGAGGGGGAGGAGGUAACAAAGGAGGUGAAGAUGAGGCAAGCCGUCAAGAGGCUAAAAGCUGAGAACAAACUCGUAGUGGAAACAGAGAGAGCUAGAAAAGCUCAAGAAAGGUUUCUGUGUGAGACACAGCGUGAUCAUGAGGCCCAGACGAGGGCGCUGGUGGAGGAGGCACGAGAGACACAGGAGAAGGGGAGACAGUUCUUGCACGCCACCAUAGGCAGGCGGAGGAGAGAGGAGGCAGCAAAGGAGGAGAAGGAGAGAGUGCGGCUGGACAAACGGGUCAAGGCAUUGCUCAGUCUCAAGAAAAACAUUGACUCCAGUCACAGCACGUUACUGGCUCAGCAGAUGCUCAAGUCUGAGGGUGCCAAGAAGAAGGCAGUUAAGGACAGGAUAGAGAGGGAGAGGAUUCUCUCAGAGGGGGGCAAUCCAGACCAGGCAUUUCUCAGGAAACAAAGGAUUGAGUCAUUUGAACUGAGCAAAGAAGCUUUCUUAAAGAAACAAAAUGAAGGGAAGGUUGAGAUUAUCAACAAACUGUUAGAAGAAGAGAAAAUUCUCAAAAAAAGUGCAGCAAAAUCACAUUCGCACAGUCCACAAGAAAGCUCCCGUAAACUCUCAAAAUUGAAAAAGACCAGCAAAACAAAUCAGCUCUCUACCACCACUCACGAGGAGGUCCCUACAAUUAGAGACCCUGAGGACAAACUCAUUAGUGUAUCAGGAAACGAUGAGCCUGUGCUUGGUUCCCACGGACUGCCCUCAAGCCAUGGUGAUGGAGUAUCAGGGCGUGGUGAUGGCGUAUCAGGGCGUGGUGAUGGAGUAUCAGGGCGUGGUGAUGGAGAGGCUAUUCUAGUUGAACCAGAUAUCCGAGGACUGUGGGAUCAAGGUCACGGUUCAGUGAGUGUAGUCAAGAGAGAGCGUAGCAAGGUGGAGGUGGAGAUGAUGGAAGAGGCGCUGGAUAAACUAAAGAGGAGCAAUAUCACCAAACAAGUGGUCGCUGGCCGAGAGUUCAAGGGUCAAGCAUUCACCAGUAAGCCAGCUGAGGUGGUCUUCAAGGAUUUUGAUGUGGGCCAGAGCUAUCGUAGGAAGGUAACCCUCACCAACGUUUCCUACAGCUUCAACUACUGCAAGCUGGUGGGGGUGACUGAUAAUCUGAUGGAUUUCCUCUCUGUUGAGUUUAACCCUCCUGGCUCUAUGUCCGCUGGCCUCACCUGCGCUAUGGUCGUCACCUUUGAACCUAAGUUGAAUGAGGAUAUUCAUGGUCACAUAGAGAUGCUGUCUCAGACUGGGCCCUUCACUCUACCAGUGGCCUGCCUCACCAAGAAGUGCCUUAUCUCUGCUGAUUGUGUCAUGGUUGACUUUGGCAGAGUUUGUGUGGGGGAGACAGUUCACAAGACUGUCACUCUCACCAACACUGGGGCAUUGUCUACCAACUUCAAGUUUAUAUCCAAAUCACAGCUCUUACAACCUUCCUCAAAUGCCCCCACAGAGAGUGUUGGUGAGGAGCUGGUCUCAACUGGUCCUCUGUCAGACAAGAGUGUGCACAGUAUCAUGAGCAAUGUGGACCCACGCUCUAGUAGGAUGGACACACUCACUGUUGGAGGGGCAGAGGGGAAGAUGACUCGUUCAGUUGGUGACUUGAGUUGUGUUAGUCACAAGUCCCUCACCUGGGCUAUUGAGGAAGCUGGUGGGGAGGUCCCUAAUCAAGAGCUCAGUGAUGACACUCAUAAAGGUAGCCACCAAGAUGGAGAGAGUAAAGGUGUGCCAGAAGUGCCGUGUGCCUUCAGUGUGGGUGGAGUGGGCGUGGGUGAGAUCGCUGGGUUAUCCUCCGUGGGUCUGGAGCUAGUCUACUCACCCACCACCCCUUCACAGGAGAGGUCAGAGUUCAUCGUUACAUUCUCUCAUCCAUCAGUACCUCCACUGGUGUUGACUGGUGUAGGUUGUGGUGGAGAGCUCCCUGUGUGGCUGGAGAGGGAGACCAUGGACCUGAGGGUCUGUGUGCUGGACAGACUCUAUCAGGACACCAUCACACUGCACAACAGGGCCUCUACUGCUCUCAGAGUGACCUUCCGAGUGUCCCCCUCCCUCCAGCCCCACAUGGAGGUGCUCCCUAAGUAUGGAGUGGUCCAGGGGGAGUCCUCGUACAGUGCUCAGCUCAAGUUCACCCCUAAAGCAUCCAUCCUGGAGUGGGAGGGGCUAACAGAGGAGGGGGCCCUCAUCAUGCCAGUGGAGGUACACGUCGUGGAUCAGACCCAGCCACUGCUAUUCACAGUGUUAGCGAUGGUGACUCCCUCUGAGCUCACCUUUGAUCAUGACUCCAUUGACUUUGGUCCCUGCACCACUCACGAGAGUGUAGUAGCCACCCUGCACAUGACCAACACAUCACUGCUAGCACAGAGCUUUGGUUUCCUGAGUCUACCAGCCUUUGUGGAUGUUCAACCAGGGGAUGGGUUGGGAGAGAUACUGCCCCAGGAGACCCUGGCUGUGGACCUUGUGUUCAGUGCCAGGAAACCAAGAGAAUACUCCUUUGAGCUGACCAUCAAAACUGCCCUCGAUAAGACGUACAAGAUCCCGUGUCGUGGUGUGGGCGUCCUCCCAGCACUGGAGCUAUCUCACAAUGCCAUUAACUUCUCAGCCACUGCUCUCGGGGACAGUGCUACUACCAGUGUCAGAGUGAGCAACCCUCGACAAGGCCGCCUCUCCAGUGCUGUGAUACGAGGAGCUCUGUUGCCACAAGGUCCCAAGAUGUACGAGUUCUCUGUUCCUCCUGGCUGUCCGUUUACUGUGUCCCCGCAAGUGGGAGAAGUGCCUCUAGGAGAGAGUGUGAGUGUGAGUGUGGUAUUCUCCCCUUGCCUGGACCCGGGUGCUGUGAGGGAGGAGGCAGUGAGGAUGGUACAGGAGGAGCUGCUCAGAGCCACACAGGAGACUGCUAGACUGGAGAGGGAGAGGAUAGAGCUGGAGAGACAACAACAGUCUGCAAAGAAGAAAGGCAAGAAGCCUGCAGCUGAUACCCCUAAGCUGGCUCAGAGGAGUGGUCUACUGUCUGCUAGUAGGAACAGUCUCUCCAGCCCACAGCCUAAAGUGCCUGCAGUGGUCAGCAGCUCCCCAGAGCCUCCGGAGGAAGGUUCUGACUUGUGGCGCCAGGCUGAGCAGACACUGUUGAGGCAGUUCACUGAUUUGUGUCUGCAAAUGUCCAUCCCUUGCUUUGUGUCCAGCGAGACCUUCUCCACCACCAGCCUCGACACUCCAGCUCACAGGGUUGGGGACACACUGUACCUCGAGGUGACAGCUCCAAUGGUUAGACCAGCACUAGUCCUGGACACAGACCACGGCAAUACCAGCAUCGACUAUGACUCAGUUGGCACAGGUGAUGCCAAGACUAAGAUGAUUGCUAUCAAGAAUAUUUCUGAUCACGUUCUAAAGUUACAAGGCUCUGUACUGGAUCCCCAUGGUCCGUUUGAACAGAGGAAUGCCCUGAAGGAGCUCUCCCCAGGACAGAGUAGGAACCUCAUCAUCAGGUUCUCACCUCUCAAGAGAGGCAAGUUCUGUGAGCACCUUGUACUGACCUACAAUGACACCUCUCACCUUCGCUUGAAGCUCUCUGGCACUGGAGUACAACCUGACGUGCGCCUCACUCCAGACACCAACACCUAUGAUCUAGGUCAUGCUAUGGUGAGAGAUACAGUCUCUGGAGUGCUGCAGUUGACCAACCAUUCUCCCCUGGCUGUGAGGUAUCAACUCAGCUUGGAGAGCUCUCUACCUGGGGCAGCUGAGAGAAGAAAGAAAGAAGGAAGGCCUUUUAGAGCCUCUAACUUCAGUGGUGCCCCACCAUUCGUGUGUGUCCAGACUGAGGGGGUGAUCGAGGGAGGCGGAGGAUGCAGUGAGCUGACUAUACUGUUCAGUCCAGACCACCAGAGCUCUGCAUUCAGGGACACUGCAUACAUUGACAUCAAUGGACAGCGGAAAUUCACGAUUCAGCUAAAAGCGAAGGCGUGGACCAACAACAUGUAUGUGUGUCUACCAGAUGAACCACCCCCCCUGAGCAAUGAACUGAACAGUGAGGAAUCAAUGGCAGCCUCUCCACCUCUCCCUGGCAAGAAACAUCCUGCCCCUGUCUCACUAGUCUUGCUGUUCACGCACCACCUGAGCAGCGUAGGGUCGGGAGACAGUCUGAGAGUCUCUAGCGCCAACGAGGGAGGACUGAAGAAAGGAGGCAACAAAGGCAAAGCAAACACUAUCACCAUCAGUGAAGUCUCUGAUAUCAAAGUGGAGAGAGAGCUAGCUGUUGGAUGCAUAAAGAGCUCGCUAGUGAAAAAGACGUCUGGUGACUUCUCCAUAGAUGCCCUGUCAUCAUCUCAUCCUCACUCCAAGUACUUCACCAUCAGUCCCCUCAAGAUGAGCGUGGAGUCUGGGUCCACUAAGACUGUCCUCGUUACCUUCUCUCCACCCAGGGACACCUCACUCAGCACUGUACAAGCUACCACUAAUAUGACACUAAAAGGAGACACAAGUCAAGUAUAUCAUCUGCUGCUAAGAGGACUUAUUUGUGAAUAGCUAGCUAGCUAUAGAAUUUCAUUAGCUGCAUAGUUGUCACCUAAUCUGCCAUUCUGUCACUUCUGUUGUGGUAAAUCUACAAUUAUUAAACUG
This is a messenger RNA of Halichondria panicea, 5283 nucleotides long. Its product is annotated as cilia- and flagella-associated protein 74-like. Lineage: Eukaryota; Metazoa; Porifera; Demospongiae; Suberitida; Halichondriidae. Bases 22 to 5190 code for a protein of 1722 amino acids. The record is from RefSeq and is a predicted model, not a curated record. The transcript is spliced from 26 exons.